Microcebus murinus (gray mouse lemur) is the source of this 2883-nucleotide messenger RNA. The record is from RefSeq and is a predicted model, not a curated record. Lineage: Eukaryota; Metazoa; Chordata; Mammalia; Primates; Cheirogaleidae.
GCGUGAGCCACCCGCCUAGCAAGAAUUCUUUCUUGAUUAAUCUCAUCCUUUUCUUCCAGGAUGAUUUACAUUCUGGGAGCCCAACGGGGCCACAUUUCACAACACAUGAGUAAAAAGCAUCGGUAAAAAACAUUCAGUGAGCAAAGAGGGUCCAUUUCCUUAUGAGCCUCAACAGCCGCAUGCACAGGCGCCAGUUCCCCUCUGCCCUACCGACUACCUCAUUGUUUUUUCCUACGGAAGGCGCCAAUUUCCCAGAUUCUCAUGGGUCCCGGACACCACCCAUCUCAAAGUCUCCACUCCUAAAGAUGUCCUAGGUCAUACUCGGACCCGAAAAGACCACUGGGCUAGAAAAGAAGGGAGGUAAGAGCGUGGGUAUCCAAUCUCUCUCCAUUUGCUCCUAUUCCCCGCGAACCAGUGAAGGGGUUAGGGGAAGAGAAUAACCACCGAGACCUCGGUCUUUCCUGCUUCCUAGAGCGGCCGGGCAAGCCUCACUUCCGGCAUGUGUCCAGCGGAUCGGUCUGUGCAGCUUGGUCGGGCGGUGAGUCUGACGGACUAGCAGCUCCUGGCACCGGCUUUCCUGUGGACGCCGCGAGCCUACGCUAGUGAAGGCCCACGAGCGACGCGGGAGAGGCAAGAUCGCGGAGCGGGCCUGUUGAGGGACAUGAUGACAUUGUGCUCCGGGGAAGGGCCAGUGGCGCUAGGAGGGCGUCUACGAAGGGUGAGCCUGUGAUGGCAGUCAAGCCCCAGGUGAGCUGGCGUCGGGGAGCAGGUGCUGUCCAGGGCCCCUCUCCUGCAGCCUGGAGCUCUUGCCCAGCAGACCCCUGGUGCUCUAAGAACAGAUUCUUCUUACCCUGUUCCCGCCAACCUUGCUGGCUGCCCGCUCUCACCAGCUGAGCAGGUGCAGGACUUUGAGGGAGAGCCCACAGUUUUGAGGGCUCUGCAUUUCCAUAGUCACCCUUUCCCCAGCCACCCUGUACCCUAGCCCUUUCCCCACACAUGUGCCUAGAAAGCUGGGAGAUGCACACAGAGCCUUUUGCUAGAACUGCACUCUAAGCUUCAAGGUGCACCUGCCACUCAGGGAGGGGUGAGGCUUCUUGGGCUGUGAGUACCUGUGGUUCCCAGGACACUGUGACUUUUGAGGAGGUGGCUGUGUACUUUACUCGGGAGGAGGGGCAGCACCUGAGCCUGCAUCAGAGAGCGCUCUACCAUGAUGUGAUGCUGGAGAACUACCACAACCUGAAGGCUCUGGGUUUUCCAGUGUCCAGACCCAGGGUUAUCUCCCAGCUAGAGAAGGGGGAGAUGCCAUGGGUUGUGGCCCUUCCAGAGCUUCCCCAUUCAGAAUCUCAGGUCAAGACAAAGUACAAACUAUCAAGUCCCAAGGAAAAAUCUUCUGAAGAAGAAUUACAAGGACUAACUCAGGAAAUUUUCCCAAAAGGUAAUCCAGAGACGUUUGAGUUUCAACAAGCUUGUAGGUCUGAGAAAGGAGCAGAACAUUCAUGGAAAAAAUUCACAAUAAAGGCUAGGAGGAAGUUCUUUCCCCAAAAAAGAGGUCUGGGGCAACUGGUCAGCUCCCCGCUUAAUACCAAUACAGAAGAGAAAUACCAACAAUGUAACAAACUGAAGAAAAGCUUUUCUCUGGGCACAAAGCCUGUUGUACCUCCAAGGGACAGGCCAGGUGAGAAAGCCAGUGGGUUGAGGUUGAGUGACCAAGGCUUUCCAUGUCAGGCAGGCCUCAGUGGACCCCAGACAGGUCCCAGUAGGUCGAAGACCCAGGGAUGUUAUGUGUGUGGGAAGUCUUUCAGCAAGAACUCCCACCUGAUUCGACAUCAGAAAAUUCAUAGUAGAGAGAAGCCCUAUGUAUGUAUGGAAUGUGGGAAAAAAUUUAAUCACAACUCACUCCUUUUACAACAUGAGAAAGUUCACCGUGGAGAGAAACCCUAUGUGUGCAAUGAAUGUGGCAAGGGCUUUAGGGAGACAUCAAAGCUUGCUAAACAUCAAAGAAUUCACACUGGAGAAAAACCAUAUAGGUGUAAUGAGUGUGGCAAAGCCUUUAGUGGGAAUUCAAAUCUUACUAAACACCAAUUGAUACAUACUGGAGAGAAGCCCUAUAAUUGUCAUGAGUGUGGAAGAGCCUUUAAUCAGAAAGCAAAUCUCAUUAAACAUCAGAGAAUUCAUACAGGAGAGAAACCUUUUGAAUGCAAAGAGUGUGGGAAAAGCUUCAGUCAGCCAUCACAUUUGAUUCACCAUCAAAGGAUGCAUUCUGGAGAGAAGCCCUACAAAUGCAAUGAGUGUGGAAAAGGCUUCAGUCAAACAUCACACCUGGUUGAUCAUCAAAGAAUACACACUGGAGAGAAACCUUAUGUGUGCACCGUGUGCAAGAGAGGCUUUAUUCAGAUGUCACACUUGAUUCACCACCACAGAACACAUUCUGGAGAGAAGCCCCAUGAAUGUAGUGAAUGUGGGAAAUGCUUCAGCCAGAGCUCAACUCUUAUUAGACAUCAGGUUAUCCACACUAUGGAGAGUGCAUAUGAGUUAAAUGAACGUGGGCAGGCUUUCAGUGUGAGCUAGCCUUUCAGUCACCAUCUCACAAAUACUACUGGAGAGGGACUCUUCAAUUCAUACAGGAGGGGAAAGCAUCCAAGAAUGCAACAAAAACCUUUCGUUGUGACUCAUACAAUGUCAGAGAGUUCCUACUAGAGAGGACACCUGUGGAUGUAGUCAAUGUUGGAAAAGCUCUUAGUGGGGACACACAUUAUUCACAAUGAGAUGAUUCAUAUGGGAUGUAAUGGAUAUAAAGAAGGCUUUGGGCUGGGAGCGGUGGCUCAUGCCUGUAAUCCUAGCACUCUCAGAGGCAGAGACCUGUGGAUCGUUUCAGCUCAGGAG